UACGCGCGACGCGCAGAACAAGUUGCCGAUUGAAAACGAAAGAGCAGCAAGAAUGCAAAGGGAGGAACGUGAUAGUGACCACCCCCUCUUCGUUUGUGCAGAUAGUGGUAGUCGUGAGCGCGUCCACACUUCAUUCUGGCCGACUUGGUGGCCUUUAGUUGACCAGGCGAACUUACCGAGCGAAGUAGUGAGAAGUUCCGCGUGUGUGCGAAGCGAAUAGAAGCUUGAAUGUGACCGAGAGAAUGCAACCCGGAACGAGACGUUCGAGAUUUUGUUCGUGGAUAAUAGUGCUAUUGUUGUUCGUAUGUUUAAUCGACGAUACUACUGCUACGUGGAAAAGGCGGGAGGAUACGACCAAAUGUCCUAAAGUAAAGGGCAUACGAAAUUUUGACAUAUCUGAGUUUCUCGGUUCGUGGUACAUAGUACAGUACUAUGCAAGCUCGGAGGAAGCGCUCGCGUACAGAUGCAUGCGAGCCGAACUGUCGAUCUCACCGGAAAGCACCGAGGUUACCAUGAAUUUCACUUACAGUUUCACCGACGAUCCCAUCAACGAACAACUUGUUGGUAACAUCACCUGGAAGAUUCCUUCGCACGAGCUGCCCGCUCAUUGGGUGCACGCCGAGUAUCCCUAUGAAGGUGUAUACAACACAUACGUGUUAGACUCCGACUACAAUUCUUGGGCAUUGUUGAUGCACUGUGCGGAACAGAGCAAAAGUCCCCGAUAUCUAUCCAGCUUCAUCAUGAGCCGAGAACCUAAUUUGGGAACUAAUGUUAUUUCUUAUCUUCGUGAGAAGUUACCCAGGUACGAUAUCGAUUUGGAAUACAUGUUUCCUAUGGAUCAGAAUCAAUGCAACAAGACAGACACAUCUGAAAUGGAUUCGCUUAUACCACCGUCGGUAAUGCUCAGAAGAAAUAAUUCUGCACGGAAACAUCCGUUGAAAGGGAAGCAUCGACGAAUUUAAAUUGAAAUUGAAUUUGUUUUUAUGUCUAUCUAAAUAAAUGUGUCAAUAAAUACACACG
This is a messenger RNA of Habropoda laboriosa, 1020 nucleotides long. It is a transcript of the gene Karl, whose product is annotated as apolipoprotein D. NCBI's taxonomy places the organism in Eukaryota, Metazoa, Arthropoda, Insecta, Hymenoptera, Apidae. The record is from RefSeq and is a predicted model, not a curated record. The transcript is spliced from 4 exons. Bases 243 to 962 code for a protein of 239 amino acids.